Messenger RNA from Lotus japonicus, 1053 nucleotides. Its product is annotated as ribonuclease 2-like. The transcript has 2 exons. The record is from RefSeq and is a predicted model, not a curated record. Bases 227 to 907 code for a protein of 226 amino acids. NCBI's taxonomy places the organism in Eukaryota, Viridiplantae, Streptophyta, Magnoliopsida, Fabales, Fabaceae. Gene Ontology annotation, molecular function: ribonuclease T2 activity; RNA binding.
ACUUUUCAUUGAAUCUUCCUGAAGGAGAAAUGCUAACAAGUAACAACAUUCUCUUUUGCCUUCUCUACUUAAUUGAUAUUUUAUGUUUUUUUAGUUAAAUAUUAGUUGUUAUUAAUGUUAGUAAACUAGUUCUUUCACCAGAGUUUGAAUUCUAACCAUUUCACCCUUCCUCAAACUCUUAUGUCUCAUAACUCUUACCACUAUUGUAAAUCCUUUACUGUUGGUGAUGGUAAUUAUCUAUAGAUCCAGCCAAUCGAUGAAAGGAAGUGGCAGAAUUGGGCAGGGUAUCUUAAUAAUUUCUUUCAUGUUACUAUUUGUCCAAUCCCAUGGACAAUUCCAGUUCGACUACUUCAAACUUGCAUUGCAGUGGACACCGACCACGUGCGCUGUGUCAACAUGUAAUCAAACAAAAUUUUCCCAAUUUCCACAAGAAUUUACAAUUCAUGGCCUCUGGCCCUCCACAUAUGCUUAUCCACAACCGAACUGGUGCCAACCGCGGUUACUCUAUGAUACCAAUAACACACAGUUUAUUCCACUGAAAAAUCAACUUAAUGCUAAUUGGCCGGAUAUGAUCAAACCCACUAAUGAUAUAUUCUGGGGUCAUGAAUUUGAGAAGCACGGAACAUGCAUGACCAGCAAUCAGGCAGACUACUUCAUCACUACUUUAAAUCUGAAGUCACAACUCAUUCCAAACGUGAAAGCUGCGAUUGGAUAUGCUCCCAGCCGUAUGACGCGAAACAUUCAAGAUUUUAUGACAUCUCUCAUAAGAGCUUAUCGGUUUCAACCAGUCAUUGUGUGCGAUGCUUUGGCAGAAGUUUGGCUUUGCUUUGAUAAUAAUAGGAGACUCAGAAAUUGUCCGCGACCUUGGAAGAUUAAUUGUAACACAUUUAUAUCUUUGUUAGCAUGACAAAAAUGUAUCAAGUAUUGAACAUCCAUGGAAACCACAGAAUAAAAUAAGAUCUAUUAUCAUAUUACUUUAGUGUUAAUUGACAUGGGCUAAAGUGAUUCUCGUGGGAUAAUUAAGUGAAUAAAAUUUUGGCAAUAAUUUGAAGG